GAGACGGUCUCCCUGAAACCCGGCCGGGUUAUUUUUGAGACCGAAAGGAGAGAGAUGGCGGAAGGAGGAGCCGGGAAGAUUGGGGAGGCCCCGGCGACCGUGGAGGCGACGAUGACUAUAAAGAAGGCACCGAGGGCAGAGGUGGAGGAGCUUCCGAAGGCGAUUGUGCGCCGCGUGGUGAAGGAUAAACUCUCCCAGUUGGCUUCCGGAGGAGAGGAAGAGGAUGUGUCGGUACAAAAGGAUGCGCUGCUUGCCUUCUCGGAGAGCACUCGCAUCUUCAUCCACUAUGUCUCUGCCACGGCAAACGAUAUCUGCAAGGAAUCAAAGAGACAGACAAUUAAUGCUGAUGAUGUUCUCAAGGCACUCGAGGAAAUUGACUUUCCUGAAUUCGUUGAGCCUCUAAAAGUUGCUUUGGAGGAUUUCAGAACAAAGAAUGCAGUAAAGAAGUCUGGAUCAAAGGGAAGACAAACUAAGAAGCGGAAAGUAGAUGAGUUGUCCACCCAGAAUGGGGAGGAUGGAGGAGAUGGUUCAGACGAGUAAGCAGGGAAGACAAAGCGCCAAUGGUAAUGACCGACCGUCUUUAUCUAAUUUUUCAGUGAUUUCUUCUAUGAUGUUCUAAGGAAUUAUGUAGAAGGAUCAUGUUAGCUAUCCCUAAAAUAUCAAAGGGUGGAGGAGAUAUUUCAACAGGGAUGUGCCAGAUUACAAUUUCUUUGAAGUUUAAUGCCUUUAUCAUUUGGAAUUGAUUUUA
Molecule: messenger RNA, 748 nt
Organism: Musa acuminata AAA Group (dessert banana)
Lineage: Eukaryota; Viridiplantae; Streptophyta; Magnoliopsida; Zingiberales; Musaceae
Product: DNA polymerase II subunit B4
Exons: 3
Coding region: 55-540 (161 amino acids)
Biological process (GO): heterochromatin formation; DNA damage response; leading strand elongation
Cellular component (GO): epsilon DNA polymerase complex; CHRAC
Molecular function (GO): chromatin DNA binding; protein heterodimerization activity
Source: RefSeq, a predicted model, not a curated record